Molecule: messenger RNA, 2814 nt
Organism: Triticum aestivum (bread wheat)
Lineage: Eukaryota; Viridiplantae; Streptophyta; Magnoliopsida; Poales; Poaceae
Product: protein FAR1-RELATED SEQUENCE 5
Exons: 5
Coding region: 293-2689 (798 amino acids)
Molecular function (GO): zinc ion binding
Source: RefSeq, a predicted model, not a curated record
UUUUAGUGGAAACCCUCUCCAGAUAGAUCUCGUCCCAGCAGCUAGUACCUUCCUGUCGUACAGGUCAUUCCCCACCGACGGCGGCGGCGCAAAGCUCCUCCCCGUUCUCUAGUUCAGUCCAGGCGGCGGCGGUCGCCCCCUUGCCACAGCCAUCUCUUCCUUUCCCGUCAACGGUGAUUGACUAGCUCUUCCUCGUCUCCAACUCUGGACCAGGGAAGCAGAUAAGAGAAGGCAAUCAGAUUUUAGUUUCUCGUUGAAGGCAGUGAAACUGACCACAACAUUGUUCUUCUAAAUGGAGGAAACUAGCGCCACCUUGCCCUUGGGAGUGGCAUGCACGACAAAUCUUCAUAGCGUACCAGCCCUCUCAGAAUCGGUCCAUGGCCUUGAAUUAAGUGAUGCCAACUCUUUUUCAGAGAUUAAUUCUGCUAUGCCUCCUUUUGAUGAAUUCUCUACGCCUAAGAAGAGACAAUGCUUUUCUCUAGAUGGUUCGUUGUAUAAACCUCUGUGUGAUGAUGCACUCAAACCAACAGUAGGCAUGACAUUUGAUGAUAUUGCUGUUGUGGAGACAUUUUAUAAGAAGUAUGCACAUCAUGUGGGAUUUGGUGUCCGUCUUGGAGCACAAAGGCUUGUGAACAAUGUAAUUCAGUGGAAGCGUUUCUUAUGCUCAAGGGAGGGAUACCGGUCCACGAAAGGUACUUAUGUUGUUAAUUGCUUGAACACAAAUACUUCAAGUAAAAGACGCAAGGUGAAAUUAACUAGGUGUGGAUGUGAUGCUCACAUUUAUGUCAAUCGGGAUGAUAAUGGGAAAUAUAAGAUAGCUUCAAUGGUUGAACACCACAAUCACGAACUAGUGUCUCCUAGCAAGCAACACUUGAUUAGAUCAAACAGGAAAGUAAGUGAGAAGGUGAAGUCAACACUAUUUGAUUGCCACAAAGCUAGCAUCGGCCCAGCCCAAGCAUAUAGGCUACUCCAAGUUGGUGAAGGGGGGUUUCCAGAUGUGGGAUGCAUGAAGAAAGACGUGCAGAAUUACUAUUCUAGGUUCAAAAAUAAAAUCAAGAAUUGUGAUGCUCAAAUGCUAGUGGACCAAUUUGGUAGAUUGAAGGAACUCAACCCUGGUUUUUUCUUUGACUAUGAAGUUGACGAAGUUGGUACAUUGUUGCGUUUGUUUUGGGCAGAUGCAACUAGCAGGAAAAACUACAAGCAUUUCCAUGAUGUGUUGUCCUUUGAUUCCACAUAUAGCACUAAUCAGUAUGACUACAUUUUUGCGCCCUUCACGGGCAUCAACCAUCAUAUGCAAAGUGUCUUCUUAGGGGGUGGGUUCUUACUCAAUGAGACAACUGAGGACUACUUAUGGUUGUUUGACAUAUUCCUUAAAUGCAUGGAUGGGGUUGCGCCUAGUGUUAUUAUAACAGAUGAGUGUGGUAGCAUGAGGAACGCUAUCAAGGCACUUCUACCCCAUACCACGCAUCGGUUGUGCAUGUGGCACAUUAUGAAGAAGGUUCCUGAGAAGGUCUCUCUCGAAUUGAGAAGUGAUGAAUUAUUCUACAAGAGGUUGGACUCGUGUGUGUGGAAUUCUGAAACACCUACAGAAUUCGAAGAAAGUUGGAAGUCUCUAAUAUCAGAUUUUGGCUUGCAAGAAAAUGAGUGGUUUGCAAAAUGUUACCUGAUUCGUGGGUCAUGGGUGCCAGCAUAUUUCAUGGACAUUGCCCUAGCUGGUAUUCUCAGAACCACCUCUAGGUCAGAGAGUGAAAACUCAUUUUUCAAGAAUUUCAUCCGUCGGAAGCUUGCAUUUGUUGAGUUUUGGCUUAGGUUCGACACAGCCUUGAAAUGUCAGAGGCAAGAGGAGUUGAUUGCUGACCACACAAGCGUACAUACAACACCUAGAUUGCAGACAUGUUGGGAAGUGGAAAGACAGGGCAGCAUACUUUUCACUCAUGAGGUCUUUGCCUUGUUUCAAUCAGAGGUACUUGCUGCUAGAGAGCAUUGUGAUGUCCAGGACACUAUGACUGUGGGAGAGCUGAAGAUUGUUUCCAUUAGUGAUCAAAGUCAUCGGAAAAACAAGGUAAGAGACGUGCAUUUAGAGACAACAACCAUGAUUGCUAAAUGUUCUUGCAAGCUCUUUGAGUCCAAGGGCAUUGUGUGCCGCCAUGUCAUACGCGUCUUGAGGGGUGCAAAGAUAAAUGAGCUUCCAACCUUUUAUGUACUCAAAAGAUGGGAGAAAAUGUGCAAAAGGGAUAUUGUAUUUGACAACGAAGGGAAUGCACUAGAAGAUAAUCCGAUUGACUGCAUUGACAUGGAUACUAGAAGAAAGAUCUCGAUGGCACGGAACAAAUUAGAAGAUAUCAUCCGAUGUGCUAAAAAAUCGAGCGUAGCACUUGACUCACUCAAUAUGGGUCUGUGCAAUCUUGAAUCUGUUGUCUUGCAGUCUGCCUCCGUUGUUCCUCAAACUACACAAGAAGAACAAGAAUCAUACGUCGGUAGCACCAUGCCUGUCCAAGUUGAUAUCCUAACACCGACCGCUGUCAAUGCGAGGGGUACAUGCUCACGAAUUAAGGGCCACAGAGACAAUGAAAAGAAGGCAGGGUCAAAUAAGAAGAAAUUAGGGGUUACUCUACGGGUACCGCGCACUUGCAGAACAUGCAAGGAAGUUGUGUUACAUGACAGUCGUAUCUGUCCGAAGAAAAAAUAAAAAUGGUUGUCUAAGUAUGAACGCUACUACUAGAUGUUUGUUCUUGUUAAAUUCUUGAUGCCUGACAUGUCCUAAUUAAUGAGUUGAAAUAUUGGUUCAGUGGACUAAGUAUUUUUUCCAUUGCA